UAUUGUUAAACAGUUUGUCACUUAAGAUAGCUUUAUUUUGUGUGUAUGUGCUUCUUCUGUGUAUAAGAUUACAACAGUACACUGCAAUAUUACUUUCAAUCCUAAUCUCCUCUCUCUCUCUCUGCCAAUCCUGUUUCAAUCCUAAGAGUAGCUGUCAUUAAUUUCCACAUUUGAAAGCUUAAUAUUAAUGCACUCAUUUCUCUCCAGGUCGAAGCUAGCUAUCACUGCAUUUGUAAUGGAUUUGAGGGAUGCUGCUCAACAAGGAAACACUCAGGCAUUGUACUGUGCAAUAAAGAAGGAUCCGGGAGUUUUGGACAAGAUUGAUAAGAUUCCAUUUGUUGAGACUCCUUUACACACGGCCGCAUCAAAAGGACAGAUAGAGUUUGCCAUGGAGAUAAUGAUGUUAAAGCCAUCAUUUGCUAGGAAGCUUGAUCAAGAUGGCUUCACCCCCAUGCACCUUGCUUUGAAAUUUGGACGAACCCAACUUGUGCUCCGGCUACUUGAUGUCGAUAAAGGCCUUGUCCGUGUCCAAGGAAGGGGGGGAGUGUCUCCUUUGCAUUACGCAACCGAAAAUGGAGAACUGGAUCUUCUGGUUGAAUUUCUAAAAGCUUGCCCAAUGUCUAUUGAAGAUGUGACUAAUCGAAGAGAGACCGCUCUCCAUAUCGCCCUUAACAACCAAAGAUUCGCAACUUUUCAGUUCCUGAUUGGUUGGCUUCGGCGGGCCUGGUUUAUUCGUGCAGCCUGGUUGGAAAAGAAAUUGCUGAAUUGGCAGGAUGGCGAAGGCAACACUCUGUUGCACCUUGCAGUCUUAUUAAAUGAACCCGAGGUCGUGAGGUGCAUAGUGAAUUGUAUAUCAGUUGAUAAGAACAUAAAGAAUUCAGCAAAUCAAACGGCUAUUGAAUUAAUCUUGGAAAAGAUGCAUAAAGGUGGCGACGAAGAGAUCCGCAUUAAGCGUAUGAUCUCUUCCUGGAGUAUCGUGACACUAUGUGCCAAGAUUGUUUCGUCUCCUCUUCCUGAAGUUCCACAUCUGAAAACAUUCAUAAGCUCUCGUAUCUCAAUUUUUGAGAAGUGUUACAUAUUCGUGUUCCGUGAGUAUAUGGAACUAGGAAAUGAUACGCGCAAUAUGCUGUUGGUGGUUGCUACAUUGGCUGUGACAGCUACGUACCAAGCAGCACUGAGCCCCCCGGGAGGAGUUUGGCAAGAUAACUCCAAUGCUGCAACCGAUACUGGUGCUAGUGAAUUGUUAGUGAGUCAACCAUCACAUCAGGCGGGGAGGGUAAUCAUGAGCACAGGCAAUUCAUAUCUAUUCUUCACUUUGAACACUCUAAACUUCUUUACGAACAGCAUGACAAUAAUAUUCCUCCUCCCUCUUGGUAUUACACGCCUUUUGGUCAUCUUACCUCUUUGGGCCCUCACUAUCUGCUAUUUCGCUUCAACUCAUAUCAUUUUCCGAACUACAGUUUCCUCCUCCUAUUAUUUACUGUUGCUUUUUUUGGCAUCCUUUUUUUAUGCUUUCACGAGUUAUAAUUGGUUCAAGAAGCUAAGAAACCUUAUACAGGCUUUUCAUCCAAUGGCUCGAAUGCUUGAUCCAUCAUUUAGAUGGGGUUGGUAUAAUUCUGAGUUUUAAGAGUGUGUUUUCUUUUUACAAAUGUGCUGUGAUUCCGAAUGAAGGAGCACGGUUCAGGAAACCAUGGUUUGGGAAGAACAAUAGAUGGGUCGUGAAGAGGGUAGGUUGCUGAUGGAAGUUUCAAGAAUGAAGAGUCAAUAAAGGCAUCUCACAACGAUGCCGUUUCAACCAGGGAGGAACGGUGCCGUUUCCAGUCCAAAGGGGAUGCCAGUUCAACAAUGCCAUUUAGAGGCAGCUGAUUCAACGAUGUCGUUUAGUUAUAUUUCUUAAAGUUUUAUGUUACCGUUUGUAUGCAUUUCCAUUCUAGAAUAGUCCAAUUUCUAUUAUGCUCCAACCCAUGCGUGUUUGAUGCGUGGAAGGAUUUUCUCCAGGUAGUGGGUGUAGAAGGGGGAUGUCUGCCAUGCAAAAUCAUUGUAAGGAUUGUUAUUUGGAGGAAGGGUUUGCCUCGAACAAAACCCAGCGUGACACUACUGUCACCAUUUAUCCA
Messenger RNA from Carya illinoinensis, 2114 nucleotides. RefSeq names its product ankyrin repeat-containing protein BDA1-like. Gene Ontology annotation, molecular function: protein binding. Bases 188 to 1627 code for a protein of 479 amino acids. The transcript has 2 exons. NCBI's taxonomy places the organism in Eukaryota, Viridiplantae, Streptophyta, Magnoliopsida, Fagales, Juglandaceae. The record is from RefSeq and is a predicted model, not a curated record.